Ruditapes philippinarum (Manila clam) is the source of this 4761-nucleotide messenger RNA. RefSeq names its product tetraspanin-16-like. The record is from RefSeq and is a predicted model, not a curated record. NCBI's taxonomy places the organism in Eukaryota, Metazoa, Mollusca, Bivalvia, Venerida, Veneridae. The transcript is spliced from 9 exons. The coding region runs from base 334 to 1179 and encodes 281 amino acids. Gene Ontology annotation, cellular component: membrane.
ACAAUACCGUGUUUAUGAGUUAUAAGUGUUAUUAUUGUUAGUGUUGUUCAUUUGAAAGUUUCUGAAACUGUACAAUGUAAUUAUAUUCAACAUUCCAGUGAGAGAAAAAAAAUAGUCUAUAUAUCUUAUUUAUAUUCUACAGAGUAAACGGGAACUUAAGUCUAGUUAUAAAAGAAAAACAACAGUAACUUUUGUCUACGACCAAUAAUCGAUACAACCACGAUGAAUUGAAAGAGGAUUCCGAUUGGUCAACAUAAGGCGGAAGUGCUACGAUAACAUUAAUAUAAUAUAGUGAAUAAAUUUUAUUUGUAAAACUAACGGAUUAUAGACAAGAUGGGAUUUAUUUCGACGCUCGGCAGAGUAUUUCUGGUCGUUGUUAAUAUAUUUUUUCUGAUUAUCGGCUUGGUGUUUUUUGCACUGGGCAUGUUCGUUCGAUUCGGAACGGCCAUCCUGAAUGACUACGUCGAUGGGGUCAAGGAGUCGUUAGAGAGUUCGGCCGGAAGUUCUGGGUUUGGCACAGUGGACCUUUCAAAUUUCGAUAUCAGCGAUUUGUUGUUUGGAGUCGCCCUUGCACUGAUUUUCUUUGGCUUGUUUUUGAUAAUUAUCAGCGUGUUAGGAUGUUGUGGUGGAUGCUGCAAAAUCAAGUUCAUGCUCAUCGGGUAUGUGAUAAUAUGUAUAGUAUUACUAAUUGGACAGAUAAUUAUAAUUGGCAUUCUGUAUGGAUCCCCAGACACGUUCCAUGAUCCGGCAAAGAAGAAACUUAAAGACGGUAUACAAUCAGAUUAUGCUGGUUUAAACGGGACCGACAUUGUAUCAAUCGGUUGGAACGUCGUUAUGCAAAAGGUAAAAUGCUGUGGUGUUGACAGUUAUGCUGAUUUCACUGGAGCCAGUAACUGGAUAUCUGUUUACACAUCUUACACGUUAAAGACACCGUUGGCUUGUUGUAAAACUUUACCAUCUUCUACAGACUUUUCAUGCGCAGAUUCCACUGCUACAACAGCAAAUAACUAUUUAGAGACGGGCUGCUAUGAUAAAAUUUGGGAAGACACACUUGGAAACACAGCAAUAAUGGUUGGCUCUCUUGUUGGGGUAGCGGUAUUCCAGCUGCUACUGAUUUUGUUUGGAAUAGUUAUUUUGUGUAGUAUGAAGAAGAACAAGACGGGCAAUAAGGAUUUUUAAAACUUGCAUUGCUCGGCUUUGGAAUACUAACACUUCUUGAAGAUAGGAAAAACAAGACAAACCCGGGAAAAUAACAGAUUUUAAUUACAUAAUCAUUAAUUAGUAUUUCAAAGUCAAACUCAUUCUUAUAAACCAUGUCAUUUUUUACAUAAUUUAUACAUGUUGUACUUUCAAAAACUCUUUGACAAUAUUAACCGUUCCACCCUAAUCAAGAGCAUAAUUAUGCGAACAUAUUUAGUUAUAAUAGAAAUUGUUGUUUCUUUUAUACCUUGCACGGAGUAUUCGUGUUCUGGAGAUAUUAAUAAACGGUUUUAACAGCUUUAAUCAUGAUGUGGGAUACCGGAUUACGGUGCUUUAAUUCUUUUAGCCAAUGCAAAAGCAGCAUUGUUUUUUUUUCUUUUAACUUUUAAACUGCUGGAUUCGGAACUGUAAGCCUUUGCCACCAGUUUAGAGCCUGGUCAGACGGUAACAAAAUUUCAUCUAUACAUAUAAUGAUAAAUGAUAAUGGACAGGUCCAGAAAUGGAAGCUGUACCAGUCCAUUUAAGAAAUUUAGCAGGUUAAAUGUUAAAGACUAAAAAAGAUAUAGGCCUGAAUGAACUGUUAAAAUUCACAUGUAUGCACAUGUAUAUCAUUGUCUAAACCAACAAAGCAAUAAACAAAGGCAUGUUUUGCCUUCUGUUGAACUAAUACUAGUAUAAAUAUCUGCUAGAGUAAAUGUUUAAAAAAAGUCAUGUACAUAUUGUUUGAAUACUUCAUUACAAAUGGGUCUUUCUGGUGUAUAUGUUUGACCAACAUAGACUGUUAUAUCUUUGACUGUGAUAUUUCUAUAUUCAUUACAUGUUUUUUAUGGGAUUUGUUUGUAUUUUUAGUGGUGACUUAUCGUUUUAUUAUAUGUAAUGCAUUAUCAGAUAUUUUUGUCAUAUAUUCUACGCGCCAUCUAGUUAAUUCAACUAUAUUGGAUGGUUUUUUGUGUAUAAUCUAGUACAAUUUUUGUAUUUCUGGAUUUAAGUGACUGGGCAGGAACAAAAACACUGCAUAUGUGUGCAAUGCAAAAUUGUUACGAAAUUACCUGAAUUGUAUUAUUUCAUUAAUUGUCUGUCAAAUAAAUAGAGUCAAUAUAGAAAGUAAUAAGAUAAAAGGAGUAUUGUAAAGAAAACCGUGACCUUGUGGUCUAUGAACUUUGCUAGGCCGGAUCACACCCGGUGCUUCCGUUCCAUGCGACAUUGACCUUUUUUAUAGCCCACCAGUAUCAAGACCCUGUCCCAGACAAUAAAAUCCUACUAUGCUCGCACGCUGCUUGUACAUGAUAUUCGUUUUCUUUUGCAAUGUUAGCAAAUCUUUUCUCCCUGAUAAAAGCAAUUUCAAAUGUAAAUGUUUUUGUUAAUUAAUCAACCGUUCCACGUAAAAGAGAUGCUAUGACAAAAAUUACAUUUUAAUCUUUGUCUCUCUUCGUCCGGAAUGUCAAAUAACAUGAUAAAAAAAUAACAUUUUGGCUUUUGUCUCUCUUUAUCAGCAAUGUCAUAUAACAUAACAAAAUAACAUUUUAAUAUACAUGUAUGUUCCUCUUCGCUCGCAAUGAUCAAAUCUUUGUCUCUUUUCAACUGAACUGUCAAAUUCUAAAAUUUCAUUUCAAUGUUUGUUGUGCUUCAUAUUUGUUCAUUGUAUUUGUUAUGUUCUUGUUUUUACACUUUUUAAUAAGUGUCACAUGACUACACAAAAUUGUGCUGCGGGCCAGCAAGAACAAAUUUUAUUUUUUUGUUUCAGUGCAGAUAUUUUCUUUUGCCAAACAUUGUCCUACGCAUUGUGUUUAUUUAUUAAUGAAAUUUAUGUGUAAGUUUGAAGUGACAUUAUACUCAUUUUUUCACUGUCAAGUUGUGUUGAAUUUGUAAUAUAUUUCAAAAGAUUGACUAUUAAAAUGAUGAUUGACCAACACUUGAUAAAGAAAAAUGUUUAUGAUACAAUAUAUAAACGAUCUAAAUUAUAAAAAGACUGCCCUACAUUGUUUUAGAAUUGCACAUUUCCGGUACAUUCUAAAGGAUAUUAAUAGACAUUUCCGUUACUGAUUUUUUUUUUCAUAGAAAAAUCUAAAAUUGAACAUAAUUAUGACACCGACUAUUUACCAAUGGAUGGGUAUAAUGUCACUUUAACAUGACGAGAAAAAAUACCAUGACAUAUUGACCUUUGUUUUUUUAAUCUGAUUACCAAAUAUUAAAGAUACUUGUAUAACACAAUAUAUGCAAAUUUAUGUAUAUUAAAUAGAAAAAUAUGGUUACUUAAACGACCAUUAUGCCUCAGAAAUGAAUACUUUUUCCUUCUCUAGAAAGGUAUAAAUGAAUUUAGAGAAUAAUAAAUGUCUGUCACCUGAGCAAAGUAAUGCUAAAAGUCUUUUGUUUUGUUUUUUGUCAUAAAAGUAGCAAAAUGUAAACAAAGUAGUAUUUUGUCUUCCAUACACUAUAACUAUAUUCAUUGCUAAAACUCAAAAGAAGUAAAAUAUGUUUAUAUAGUCAAUGUGUAUCAUUUUGGGAACUAUUAUAGGACAUCAUUUUAAAUUAAAAGCUUUUAGGAAAUAAAAAUAAUAGCAUGUCUGAGGCUUAAUGGACCUUUAAGUAAUUUAUCAAGUUAGUAUGUUAUAUUAAAAUAUUGAAUAUUUAUGGCAAUUGUGUUUAUAGUGUUGAAACUAUUCAUAAAAGGACAUUGCACCUAUCGUCCUUUGCCAGAUAACAUAAAGAAGUUAAUAUAGAGUUGCUUUUAAUUGUGUGUAUAAAGUGGCAAUUGAGAUAAUGUUUUGAGUGCAUAAAAAUUAUAAAUUACGGUUGAAAAAUAAUCAAAAACAUCACAUAAUACUGAAAGGUGAAAAUCGAAAAAUCAUACAUAAAAAAAAUUAACAGCAUUUGUCUUUGUUUUUGUUAAAGAAUGGUUAUCCUUAAUUGUUGUUGUUUUUAUGGGUCAUUUUUUGUGUUGCUACCAAUGACGGUUAUUAUAUUUUAUAAAGCUUGAAAAAUAUAUGUGAUGCAAUGAUUUUAUUAAUAAUCAUUUAAAAGCACAUUUUGCCUCAGAAACAAAUAUUUUUUUUAUUUCUAUAGAAAAUGCCGACAUUAAUUUCAUAAUGUUUAGAUAAUGGUUUUAGAGCAUGUUUCAUGCUUCUUAUCUAAAGCAAGAAGUGCUUAUUAUAAAAUUGUGUGUCAUAAAGACAACAAAAUGUAAACAAAGAAGUGUUUUGACUUCCAGACAAAAUACUAAAUCAAUAUUUCUUUACUUAUUGCUAAAAAAUCAUCAAAAGAUAGUUCAGGCAAUCGAAGAGUUAGUAACUUUUUUGGAAACUAUUAUAGGCCACCAAAAAUCAAUAAAUAGGACACAAAAAAAUCAAUAAAAUUCAAAGAUUUUCUGAGGCAUAAUGGGCCUUUAAACUUAAAUACGAAUACGUGAUAAUCAGCCUUUGCUUGCUUUUUCGUUACGUUAGAAGUUGGUUGGUACGUACUUUAAGAUGUAACUUGUCUAAACAACAUGUUAAAUGUUACGUUUUAUAUGUAUUUUUCUGACAUUUGUUUAUAAGUUGAAAUAAAAGAAAUUACUUAACGUCA